Trichomonas vaginalis G3 is the source of this 2769-nucleotide messenger RNA. Its product is annotated as biological adhesion protein. NCBI's taxonomy places the organism in Eukaryota, Parabasalia, Trichomonadida, Trichomonadidae. The record is from RefSeq and is a predicted model, not a curated record. The coding region runs from base 1 to 2769 and encodes 922 amino acids. The transcript has a single exon. Gene Ontology annotation, cellular component: cytoskeleton.
AUGAAAGGAAAGACCCUGAUUUCAUUUGAAACUGAAGGCGGGGUCCUCGAAGAGGCGAAGGCUGCAUUCAAUUCAAUGGCAGAAGUAUUUACCAAAGAAAAAAGUUAUCAAAAAUAUCAAUACGGAAUUCAAAAGAUGUUUGAUUUUUUUAAAGAUGAUUAUGAUAAAAACAUCAAACUUCUCACAAUGGUUCAAGAAAUGAAUGCCCAAAUUGUGUUCAAUGCGACAAAAAUCAAUUUAAUCAUGAAAUCAACAUAUUCUGACAGUGAAUCCCUCACAAAACUCAAACAAGACUUUGAUGAUGCCACAGCAAUGGUCCAAUCUAUUCACAAAUCAGAGAUUCGCUCAAAAGAGAUUUUAAAAACACUUAGAGAGCAAUUAGCCCAAUUAACUCAACAAGUACAAAGUGGACAAGCAUUUAACUUCGGUACGCAAAACUCAAUUUUUGAAAUUUCACAAGAUGUCAAAAAUCUUCGAAAUGAAAAGCAAAAAGAUCAUGAUGAGCUUACAAAAAUCCAAGAAUCGAUUGAUGCCGAAAAUAUUGGCAUGAAAAGCGUUACAGAAGCCCAAGCAACACUUGAAAAUACUUUAAAUAAAGAUACAAAGACUCUUUCUCAUGUAGACAAACGUCUUCAGACUCUUACAGCCGAAAACGAAGAAACAAGCAACGCAAUUAUCGAAUUAAAGCCAAUUGUAACCGAUGUUUCAACAAAAAUUGAAAAUGCAAAGAAAACAAAGAACGAACUUACAGAAAAAAUCAAUGUAUUAAAGAAUACGAAGACAGAUGUUACUAAUUCCUUCAAUACAGUAAGAAACGAAGUGAAAGCAAGAAAAGACAGAUUAUCUCGACGAAAAGAGCAUCUCAAUGAGGUAUUAAGAUUCCAAUCCCAUAAGAAUACGAGUAUACAAGCCAUAAAAGAGCAAAUUACUGAUAUUGACAACGAAAUUGAAGAAUCAAAAACAGCAUUAAAGGAAUCCAAUGAUAAAAACAGUGAAUUGGUCACAGCAUUGGAAGAUGAGAUGAAAAAGGCCGACCAAAUUGCAGAAGAAAAAGCAAAAGUCCGAAAUCAAAUCAAAGAAUUGCGACCAAAGAUCGUAGAAGCAGCUUUAAAGGUUUCUUCCGAACAGAAUGAGAAGAUAGUGAUGAAUAGACAACUCAGCGGGGCUCAGGCUUCACUUGCAGAAGUAAAUCAAUUACAAUAUGAAGAAAAACAUGCAAUUCAAGAGAUAAAGAACGCAACACAGACACUUAAGAGUGAAACUGCUACAAUGAAGGGAUCAAUGCAAUCAGAUAAAGACAAAAUCAUCCAAAUUUUCCAAGAAAUUGAUAAAACUCGGACAUCGACCUUCAAAUUGCAGGCAUCCAUCAAUGCAAUGAAAGAUUCAGAGCUUGUGGCUGCUGAAGAGAACGAAAGAUUGAUGAAAGAACAUGCAAAUCUGAUGUCAAAAUCAAAUAGACAGACAGACUUAUCGGAACAGCUCAGAGAUGAAAGAAAUAAUUAUGCCAGAUUGCUUAAGAUCAAAGAAGAUGAAAAUGCUGAGCUACAACAGUCAAUAAAUGAACUUGAACAUCAAAUCCAGAAAUAUACAACAGAGAACCAAUCAUUGUUCAAUCAGACCAUCAAUUCUCACUUCCAAACGCGUGAUUCCAACGACAAAAUUGAUGAAUUGAACUCCGAAAUUCAACAAUAUAAAACAUCAAUUCAAAAAGUCGAAAGAAUCAUUUCUCAUUUACAAGCUGAGAAUACUACAUUGAGCUACAUCAUAAAUGAAUCGAAUACUGAUAAGAUUCUCGUUCAAAAAGAGACAACAGCUUUGAAUAAGACAGUUGCCGAUUUAAUGGAGCUAAACAAGGCCAGGACACAACAAAUCGAACAACUAAGAUCCGAUAUUCAAACGAAAACCUCGUUUAUCCAUAAAUGUGCCGCUCAAUACAAAGAAAAGUUGAGCGAACUCGAAGAAUUGAACGACCAACUUAAAAAGUACAAGAGCUCAACCGAAAUUUUGGAACAAAAAGCUGACAAAUUGAACCAAUUGCAGUAUACCCACCAAAAACUAUCAAGCCAGCUAGUUAUAGAGGAGCGGAAGUACAUAACAUUGAUCCACGAACUCGCAAUUCCUCGAAAUGUCCACAGAUGGCAAGUAAUGGAAGCUGUCGAUCCAGGAUAUGUUAAAAACAUUCGCUAUCGUAUGCAGCUUACUGAUAAACUUGAUGAUGCACACCGAUUGCUCGAGAAACUCCAAAAAGAAAGAAAUGAUCUCAAAAAAGAUCUCGGCAAGAAAAACGCUGACUAUGAUAAAUCGAUGACUCGGGAACAGGUGAAAACAUAUAUCGAGAGAUACAAAAGCGAUUGCGAUAGAAUGGACCAGAUGAUGGAGGAAAUGUCCAACCAAAUCAAGAACCAGCUAAAGCCUCUCAAAAAUUCUGAUAAGCAGGUACUGGAAUUGAGAGGAAGAGUGAAUAAAAGAAGAGAAGCGGCUUCUUCAAUUAAAAAUGAAAUUUACACUGAAUCUCAUUCGCUUGGAGAGCCAGAACCGUGGUUUAUCACUGAAGGAAUUGUAGCUCCUGCAAUUACUGGUGGUGGUUUCGUUGCAAAUUUGACUCCUCCUGAACAUAAUAGAAAGAUCCUCUCAAAAUCAAACCAUUUGACAGUCGGAGUUGCUCCAAUACUUCGAAACUCUCGUUCUAAUUCGAUGUUUACCUCAGCAAGAUCAACAGGAAGACCGUACAGAUCUGGAAAGACAAUUCUUCCUCCGAUGCCUGAGUAA